This is a messenger RNA of Paramuricea clavata, 2802 nucleotides long. The record is from the annotation of a GenBank genome assembly. NCBI's taxonomy places the organism in Eukaryota, Metazoa, Cnidaria, Anthozoa, Malacalcyonacea, Plexauridae.
AUGCCUGAUACAGUAAAAGGUUUAAAGGAAUCAAACAAGGCACUGCGCUCUGAAAUUGAGGAAUUAAAGUCUCAACUGAACGAAGUCAGCCAAAAAAUUACCUCACAGACCAACAAGAAAAGAAACCGGCCAUUGAAGAUCAGCCGCAGGUCAUGUCAAACGAUCACAAUAAAGCAGUAGAGUUUAUCGGCAAACAAGAGUGACGAUCUGGAUGCAUUUCGAAAACAAGCUACUCAAGAAGGCCUACUCUGGGGCGGUAAAUCGCCUUAAAUCGCCUAAAAUCGCAUUAAAUCGCGGGUUAAAAUUGUCGAAUUUCUCUUAAAUCGCCUAAAAUCGCUUAAAAUCGCCAACAUGCAUUCUGUUUGAUACAUUCAGUCCAUGUACUCAAGUUUAUCAAUUGCUGCUAUUUUAUGGGCAAAUCAUGUAAUCCAGGUGCUUCGCAAUCAAAAGCAAUGCAACAUGAAUUAGCAAUCAAAUAAAUGGAUUAGGCUGACAAUAUUUGGUGACUCAAUAUGCACCGGUCAUUGACAAAAACAGAGCCUUUUUCUGCUUUAUGCAGACUUUACAAUAAUUAGGUAAUUCUGGGAUCUGAAAGACCCGUAGAUCCCAUACACUACCAGCAACAAAAUUGAGCUAGUUACCAGAAUGAGUUAAUUUCAUUAUUGGUGUAAAUGGAGGCUGGGCUACAAUGUAUAUGGACUAUGGAGGCUGGGCUACAAUUAAUUAAUCUAUAAUCUACAUGGCUUCUCAAAACCUAAUUGCUGUUAAUUAGAACAACAGUAGGAGACUAGGAAAGUCAAUUAGUACGAGUGUUGAUUUAUAUAAUAAAGUCAUCCUGUAAUUUGUGCACUGUUGCAUGUAACAUCGAGCACUGCAUUGUAUACAAUGGUUGUACUUCGACAUGUGCAUGGUCAUACUCUAGCUCCUAGUUAUAAUUAUAGUGGCUAUCAAACGAAAAAUAUACGUGAGGUUAUGAGCGAUUUGCAACUCUCAUCUAUUAAAUUUUCCAGACCUGUAUAUAUAAUAAACAGUAAAACAAUGAUUACAUCGUACAUACCAUACAAUAGAUCUUUUGUUGUUGUUUGUUUGCAGAACCUAAAACCACGAUGUAGUGCGCCAUUUGUUUAAUACUGUAUUAUUUUGUUUUUAAUUUUAAAAUAAUUUAGAAAUUAGAAUUCCUACCAUUUAUAUACAAUAUACUUCAUGUAAUUUAAACAUUACGGCAUUACGCCGACAGUUUCCGAAUGCGUGACGAUACUGUUUCUGGAUACUGGGAUAUGAUAUAGAUAUCAAAAAUUUAAUAAAACAUGUUUGUAGCAUGAAGAAAGCACGAGAUUGAAACAGUUUAAAUAAAAUGCAAGCUAAAUAAAGAAGUUUUGACAUGAUACAAAACAAGACAAUUUCACUUACAAGGGUGACAAGGUAAUUUAUAGGAUUAUAGCUUGUUCAGUUAUACUGUAUAAAUACAUUGUGUGUUUCUCUUGUGGUUUUUUUGGAAAUCAAAUAUUUAUUAUAUUUUGCAAUUUUAACUCGACAUAAAUUAAUGAUAUUAAAGUUUAAGACAUGUGUAGUGCAUGCCCCUUAAGUAGAGUAUAUUAACUGUUUACAAUAUUUGUGGUAUAUAAUGUAGCCAUGAAUGACCACAUGACCCCACAAGAUGAACCCCAACGGCUUUUAAAUAGAGAAUGGAUGAAAAGUUCAUGAAAAUUGAGCUUUAUACGUGAAUCAGGUUAAAUACAAUAAUUAGUUAACCUAGCUUUAUAUAAAAUGUACAUACAUGUUCUAAUAAUUGUAUUUUGCUUCAUACAAUGCAUAUGUGUGUGGAAACAUUACAUUAUUAUUUAGCUCACUCCCCACAUUGGGACUUUUCAGUGACCGAUUACAUCAAGUACUAUGAUUACUUAUGUUAGCCUAGACUAUUUAUCUUUACAACAAUGAGAAUAUGAUAUUACUUUCCUAACUGUGUUUAUAUCCUUACCCACCCUGCCAAUUUUGCCUGAAACCGGAGCAAAAUAUUAAAUUCAAUUCCUUUGAAAACACCUAAAUUGCAAUCCCUAAAAUUUAAAACUUUUUCUUAAAUCGCCUAAAAUCGCAUUAAAUCGCAGUGCUUGAAAGUCCCAGUUUUUCCUUAAAUCGCCUAAAAUCGCCCAAAAUCGCAUCAUAUCGCAGCGAUUUAAGGCGAUUUACCGCCCCAGACUAGGCCUUCAAGAUAUUAAGAAAAUCGCUUCAAGACUUGAUAAAGUUAGUAGAAGCUGCGACGAAAUAUAUGAAGCCAUCGAAGCAAUCGAGACGUACAGCUAUCAGUAUAAUAUAAAGAUAGUUGGACUGCCGCCAGUUAACGACAAAGAAUCGUCUGAUGUGACUGCAGCGCUUUGUGUAAAGCUUUUUUCAGCAUUGGGUGUAAAUGAUGUCUCUCUACAAGAUAUAGACACUGCCCAUCGUGUCCCGAAGCGGAAUCGAAAUUCACCUGCUAGUCCCGACCCAAUAAUCUGCAAAUUCGUCCGAAGGCUUGCUAAAGACAAAGUCAUGGCGGCAAGACGUAAAAUAUACGAACUAAAGCCCGAACAACUCGGAUUCCAAGCACAGGAACAGCAUGGCCGAAUGAACAUCUACGAACAUUUAACACCUCGCCUUCAGACACUUCUCUUUGAGGCUAAAAAAGUGCAAAAUCGUUACGGAUUCAAGUACUGCUGGGCUAAGAACAACUACAUUUGUCUUCGAAAAUCUGAUGACUUGAGUGUAAUAAGAAUGAAGACACUUGAGGACCUUGCUAAGCUGACAACGGUUGAAGAUGCAAAAUGA